GUGACUUGCCACUUGUUUACACCUUAAGUAAGCGCUCUGAUGUCGACACGUGUACUCCGUCUUACGAUCCUAACCGCCGGCAAGUCUCUCCCGCUUCCGAUCCCUCAGACUAUCAUAUUACUUGCACCCGCAUCCCUUUCACUUGACUUUUUCAAUACGCCGUCUUCAUCCUCCAUUUCAUACUUUGCUUAACUUACACGUGUACAGUUAGGAUCACACUUGACUCUGUCCAACCUCCUUAAUCGUCCGGCACCAAACACCCACUUAACCCCGAUGACCCAUCAUCGACCAUCAAGUUGCAUCUGUCACAUGCACAACAUGAGACAAACAAACAUAUUUCUUCAUCUCCAACUCCAAUUAGUCUAUAAUCAAAUUACUCUAACCAAACACAAACAAUCCAAAACUCAACAAACUAAAUCGAUAACGUUCAAUGUAUAAAUAACUGAGAUACAUUGGUUUUUGAAGCUCGAGAUAUUUCUGCCCGACUGCUCUAAAGCAAAUUGGAAAUUAGUGGCUCUCUGAGCGUUACAAGAAAGCAGUGGGGAACGACUGGCAUCAAGAUAAGGUCCAAUGGUCCAUAGAUUCCAUACAACCACUCUGCCAUCUAGCAAAGCUGCGCCCUCUAGCUCAGAUCUACAUCCAGAAUUCCAAAAGCUCCCGAUUUCGAUCAUUUGAAGAUGGAGUAGAAGAAACGAGCUGCUCCGAGUUGAAACUUGGAACUCAAGCCUCAAGUGACCAGAGUACAAUCUCAAGGUCUUCACGCCUGGUAAUCACUGAUCAGCGCAAGUGGGACACUGCAGUUGGAGCUGCUCUGUCCUUUGACAGGGAUUAUGGAGGCUGCAUUAGCGUCUGGGCUGUUGAAGGCUGCAGGCGGCAAACUAGUUUCACUGAUAGCCAGCGAGUUUGACUCCAUAAUGAGUGUGAAAAAAGACCUCUCCGAGCUGAAGGAAAUACUUGAACUGAUUGCAAGCCGGCUGCCUGCUCUUCAGGAAAGAGAAAUGGAGAGUAACCCAUCGUUUCCUUUGGUAAAGAAAUUGAAAAAUGUUUCUUAUGAUAUUGGUGAUUUAAUAGAUGAUGUCCACCUAGAAGCUGAGAAGCAAAUCAUCGAAAGCGGUGGUGAGAAGCAUGCUGUAGCUGACUGCUUCUGUGCCAAACCGAAGUCGUUUAUGUUUCGAUGCAAGAUGGCCCAUAAGAUCAAGGCAAUGAAGGUGAGGUUGGAUGAAAUCGUGAAGCAAACAAGCGACAUGAAUACUAUACUGCCAAAUUUACCAGUGGAUCAACCUGCUCCUUAUAGAAACAACGCAACUGCAGAGCUGAACUUGUUGGGUACUGCUGAGGAGUCGAAAAUACCUAAAAGGGAUCAGGAGAAGGAUAAAAUCAUAUCUAAGCUUGUAGAAUCUAAUGAAGGAGACAAUGUCUUGAUAGUUUCUAUCAUCGGGUUAGGCGGUUCUGGCAAAACUACUUUGGCCAAACACAUAUGCCAAGACGAAAAGAUUAAAAAGCACUUCAAAGAUAGAAUAUUCAGGGUCCAUGUGUCCCGGGAAUUUGAUUUGGACAGGCUUAUUGGCAAAUUAUUUGAAGAUAUCACUAAGGGAAAGUCGGAUCUUCAUUCCCGGCCACACAUGAUCGAUGAGAUUUCAAAGAAGCUGAGCAAUACCAAGUUUCUUCUUGUCUUAGAUGAUGCUUGGAAUAAGAACAGACUUGAGUGGGAACAAUUCAUGUGUCAUGUAAACAGAGGCACACCUGGAAGCAGGGUCCUGCUAACUACUCGUGAUCAAAAGGUUGCAGAAGCAGUGGAAUCUUGGUAUAUCCUGAACUUGGACCUCUUGUCAGAGCCUGAGAGCUGGGGAUUUUUCCUGAAGAAUUCUGGGUGGGUAGAGGAAGAAGGCUCUGAGCUUAUACAAGAUGGAAAAGAGAUUGUGAAAAAAUGUGGUGGGCUGCCUCUAGCAAUCAAAAUUCUUGGAGGUGUUCUCCGUGGCAAGAGUGAAGUAAAUACUUUGAGGGCUAUACGAGGAAGUAGUUUAUGGAAUGAAGAGGAUAUAGAAGAACAAGUGUUUGCAUCCUUGAAAUUGAGCUACAUUCACUUGGAAAAUCAUCUGAAGCCAUGCUUUACAUUCUGCUCUAUAUUCCCAAAAGGCUACAGAAUCAACAAAGACCACUUGAUUGCCCAGUGGAUAGCGCAUGGAUUUGUCAAUCCGCAGAAUGAAGAUCGACCAGAAGAUAUUGGAAGUGAAUACUUUGAUUCUCUUGUGAAAGUUGGUUUUCUUCAAGGUUCACUUCUAAAUAGUUAUAAUGCAGAACUAAUAUACAGCAUGCAUGACCUGAUUCAUGAUCUUACUCGAAAAAUUUUACGUCAUGAAAUGGGGACGUCUCCACCGAGGAAUAUUCCUACAGAUUGUACACAUUCAUGCCGAUAUUUAUCUUUGACGUCAUGCACUCAGAAGUUUGACAGGGGCUUAUUUGACAAGGUCCGUGCUCUAUAUGUUUCUGAUGGUAACCCAUCGUUGGACAAACAAGUAAAGAAGAAUUGUUAUAUCCGCAGUGUUGUUCUGGACUAUACAAUUGAUACUCCAUUUCCACUGUUCAUAUUGAAGUUUGAAUAUCUCGGAUAUCUCGAAAUCCAUAAUGUUAGAUGCAUACAACUUCCAGAAGCUAUCUCAGGCUGUUGGAACUUGCAGGCACUUUAUUUUAUUAACUGUAAAGGUUUUGUGACAUUACCCAAGUCUAUUGGGAAGCUUAAGAAGCUAAGAGCUCUAGAGCUGAUGAAUACUGAUCUUGAGAGUUUGCCUCAGUCUAUUGGUGAAUGUCGAGAUCUUCAAUGCUUGGAACUAUAUUCCUGUUACAAGCUCAGAGAGAUACCAAAUUCCAUUGGCAAAAUUGAAAACCUAAGGGUGCUUCAAAUUGUCUGGUGUUCAGAUGUGCAACAACUGCCGUCAGAAUUCAUUGGGGAGUUUAACAACAUACAGACAAUCAACUUUGCUGCUUGUGAGAAUCUCCAAGACCUGCCACGUACAUUUUCUUCUCGUACGUUACGUACUCUGAACCUAUCUAGAACCAGAAUAACCACACUACCUGAAUGGGUCACAUUGAUUGGUACUCUCGAAUGUAUAAACCUUGAGUGGUGCACUUCGCUAGGGGAGUUGCCUAGAGGUAUCGGGAACUUAAAAAGGCUGGAAGUUCUGAACAUACAAUGUUGCUGGAACUUGCGUUGCAUGCCGUCAGGGUUUGGACAGCUGACUUGUUUAAAAAUGCUAGGCUCGUUUGUUGUUGGGUGUGGCCGAGAUGGUGCAAGGAUCUCAGAGCUUGAAAAUCUUGAUAUGCUAAGUGGUGACAUGAAAAUUAAGAACCUUAAAUAUUUGACGGAUCCAGGUGAUGCAGAGAAGGCUUGCUUGAAGCGGAAGAAUAACAUACAGAGUUUGGAGUUGAACUGGUCUUUUGGUAGAAUGGAAGAAGAGUUAGUAUCAGAUACGGGAAAAGACCUGGGUGUGCUGGACGCCCUCGAACCGCCAUCGGAAAUUAAGAAGUUAGAAAUUAAUGGUUAUGGAGGUCUCCAUUUGCCACGUUGGAUGAGGAAGCAAAGUGAUUCUUCUUAUUUGGAGGGCGUAGCGUUAAAGCAAACCAGAUCACCUCAAUUCCUCUGUCUAAAUCAACUGACACUGAUGAACUUACCCAACUUGAAGCAUAUGAAAGGACUUCGGGUGUUGCCUUCACUGAAGUACCUCGUGCUGUACGGAAUGCCAAAUUUGGAAGAGCUGUGGACUACAACAAAUGGUUUGGAAAUUGGGGUGGAAGAAGUGGGUGAGCAAUAUUGCUUCCCUGUCUUGUCCCGUCUAGACAUAGAAAAAUGCCCGAAAUUGAUUGUGGAGCCCUACUUCCCACCAUGUCUGGAGUCGCUGCAAUUGAAAUAUUUCAACGAUCAGCUGCUAUCCCCAGGUCGCUCAUUCUUCCGUUUGCUUCUUCCACAUGUCGACGAACCCUCGUCCUCCAGCAGAGUGCUUGGCGCGGUUCCUCACCUCAAAGAACUAACACUAGAAAGCAUGACGGCAUCAUCAAUUGAUUGGGGAUUCCUGCAACACCUCAUUGGACUGGAAUCCUUGGAAAUUUUAGGCUGCAAUGACCUGACGGAAUUACCUGAGAGCAUGCGGGGCCUCACCUCCCUCCAGAGCUUGUGCAUCGGCGAAUGCUCCACCCUUGCCGUGCUGCCCGAGUGGCUUGGCGAACUGCGCUCUUUACAAGAUCUGGAUGUCUCCAAGUCCCCAAUGUUGGCCAGCCUCCCUCAGUCGAUUCAGCACCUCACCUCCCUUCGAGAUCUCUGUUUGGGAGAAUGCCGUGCGCUGACCGUGCUGCCCGAGUGGAUCGGACAACUCUCUGCACUUCGACAGCUUUAUAUCAUAGAUUGCUGUGCCCUUCAGUCCCUGCCCCGCUCCAUACAACGCCUUACUGCUCUCCAUCAAUUGGUCAUUGAGGGCUGCCCUGAUUUGGCUAGGCGUUACAAGGAAGGAGUGGGGGAAGACUGGUACCUUGUCUCCCAUAUUCCUCGAGUGCGGAUUUUUUGAUUCGUACUAACGCGGCAGCAUCCAAUCCUUGGAUUCACUUGUGGGGUCGUUGGAUCACAUUUUCUCGAUUAUCCAGAAAUCUAUGGAUUUGGUUUGCUGGAACGAGUUUCCUUUGUACCAUGAAUUUGUCUUAUAUACAUUCCAUUUUCAAGGAUGGGGCUUAGAAUUUUUCAGGA
Molecule: messenger RNA, 4732 nt
Organism: Phragmites australis (common reed)
Lineage: Eukaryota; Viridiplantae; Streptophyta; Magnoliopsida; Poales; Poaceae
Product: putative disease resistance protein RGA4
Exons: 4
Coding region: 831-4556 (1241 amino acids)
Biological process (GO): defense response to fungus
Molecular function (GO): ADP binding
Source: RefSeq, a predicted model, not a curated record